Molecule: messenger RNA, 444 nt
Organism: Gastrolobium bilobum
Lineage: Eukaryota; Viridiplantae; Streptophyta; Magnoliopsida; Fabales; Fabaceae
Exons: 4
Coding region: 1-444 (147 amino acids)
Source: RefSeq, a predicted model, not a curated record
AUGGAGCAUGAUCCGACCACAGUUAUCGUUGAAUCAAUACUUGCAAUAUCAUCCAAAACAAUAAUAAAGACAACUACUAACGAAGUAAGAGAGAGGAAAGUCUAUACUCUGCCUGGCCAGAAACAUGAUCCUCCCGAACAGAAAGAACCCCUGAGGAUUUUCUACGAGUCCUUGUCAAAACAGAUACCAACAAGUGAAAUGGCCGAAUUUUGGUUAAUGGAACAUGGGUUGCUGUCUCCUGAAAGAGCUAACAAAGCAUUUGAGAAGAAGCAGAGGAAGCAAAAGGAACUUCGGACAGGAACCCCUGUUAAGCAAUCUAGGCCACCAACUAAAACUGAAACUUCACAGAUGCGGCAAUUGGCAUCAAACAAUGGUGACAUAAAAGCCAAUGAGAGUGAUGACGAUGAUGAUUUCAUUUUAAGUCAUAGAAGAAGAAAAUUUUAA